AAAGUAGCGGUGAAUUGAGUUUGAUAUUGAAACUCAACGUGAAGAAAAAACAACAAAAAGGAAUGAUGGGUUCGGAAGAGGGCCGCCCGGGUAGUACGGCGAGGAUUCUGGCAACGUGCUUGAUCGGAGGGGUGGUUGUGGGCGUGUCGCUUUUGGGCUUAUCGCAGCUGCCUCUGGGAGUUCGGUGGAGGAAGAAGAAUAAACCCGUACGGGUCUACAUGGAUGGCUGUUUUGACAUGAUGCACUACGGCCACUGCAAUGCCCUGCGUCAGGCUCGUGCCCUUGGCGACCAAUUGGUUGUUGGUGUUGUUAGCGACGCCGAAAUCACUGCCAACAAAGGUCCUCCUGUCACCCCUCUUAAAGAAAGGAUGAUUAUGGUCAAUGCUGUGAAGUGGGUUGACGAGGUUAUCCCUGAUGCGCCUUAUGCCAUAACAGAAGAUUUCAUGAAGAAGCUUUUUGACGAGUACAACAUAGACUAUAUCAUCCAUGGUGACGAUCCAUGUGUUCUUCCCGAUGGUACUGAUGCUUAUGCUCUUGCCAAGAAGGCUGGUCGCUAUAAGCAAAUAAAGCGCACUGAAGGAGUCUCCAGUACAGACAUUGUUGGUCGUAUGCUUCUCUGUGUAAGAGAGAGAGCCAUUAAUGACAGUCACAACCAUUCUUCCUUGCAAAGACAGUUCAGUCAUGGUCACAGCCAGAAAUUUGAAGAUGGUGGCUCUGGAAGUGGAACUCGUGUAUCUCAUUUUCUGCCAACAUCUCGCAGAAUUGUUCAAUUCUCCAAUGGGAAGGGGCCAGGACCGGAUGCUCGCAUAGUUUAUAUAGAUGGUGCAUUUGAUCUUUUUCAUGCUGGACAUGUUGAGAUCUUGAGGGUUGCUAGGGAGCUUGGAGAUUUUCUUCUUGUUGGCAUACAAAAUGAUCAGACCGUCAGUGCUACUAGGGGAGCACAUCGCCCUAUAAUGAAUCUUCAUGAAAGAAGUUUAAGUGUUUUGGCUUGCCGCUAUGUAGAUGAGGUGAUAAUUGGUGCUCCAUGGGAGGUGUCAAGAGACAUGAUCACUACAUUUAACAUCUCAUUGGUUGUUCACGGAACAGUAGCAGAGAAUAAUGACUUUCAGAAGGAAAAGGACAACCCCUAUGCUGUUCCCAUCAGUAUGGGCAUCUUUAAAAUUUUGGAUAGUCCUCUGGAUAUCACCACCACCACUAUAAUUCGGAGGAUCGUAUCAAACCAUGAAGCCUACCAGAAACGCAACGAGAAAAAGGCAGAAAGUGAGAAAAGGUAUUAUGAGGGUAAAACUUAUGUGUCUGGUGACUGAUUGACGCCGGAUCGUCUGGGGCAGAUACAUGGCCAGGCGUUUAAUAGCGUUGGGCUAUAUUUUCUUCAGUUAUUGUCAACGAAAGAUUAAUAAAAUUUUCACAGUACUAACAUCACUGAUGAGGGUUUGCCAAAGUGUCGUACUGAUUCAUAAUUUCAAGAUAUCAUCUAAUUGCUGAAUUAGCCUUGUCAGGGUUUUUAUAUGUAUGUGUAUCGAUUUGACUAAA
Messenger RNA from Juglans microcarpa x Juglans regia, 1533 nucleotides. RefSeq names its product ethanolamine-phosphate cytidylyltransferase. The record is from RefSeq and is a predicted model, not a curated record. Lineage: Eukaryota; Viridiplantae; Streptophyta; Magnoliopsida; Fagales; Juglandaceae. Gene Ontology annotation, biological process: phosphatidylethanolamine biosynthetic process. The transcript is spliced from 9 exons. The coding region runs from base 63 to 1307 and encodes 414 amino acids. Gene Ontology annotation, cellular component: cytoplasm. Gene Ontology annotation, molecular function: ethanolamine-phosphate cytidylyltransferase activity.